This is a messenger RNA of Odontomachus brunneus, 4073 nucleotides long. Its product is annotated as zinc finger protein 768-like. The record is from RefSeq and is a predicted model, not a curated record. Gene Ontology annotation, molecular function: DNA-binding transcription factor activity, RNA polymerase II-specific; RNA polymerase II cis-regulatory region sequence-specific DNA binding. The coding region runs from base 154 to 2397 and encodes 747 amino acids. Gene Ontology annotation, biological process: regulation of transcription by RNA polymerase II. Lineage: Eukaryota; Metazoa; Arthropoda; Insecta; Hymenoptera; Formicidae. The transcript has 3 exons.
GGCGCCGCGCGCUCGCACGUUGCCGUGCCGCGCUUACUAUAUCUACUAUACACCACACGCGCGCCGUGUCCGCGUACGCGCGCGUGAAAUCCACACGUACGAUAUAUUUAUAUGCAUACACGGUGACCCGCGCGCGGAGAUAAUACAGUGUAAAUGGCGCUCUCGGCGCAGAACCAGUCGACGUCGUACGUGAACUUGUAUUACUCGAUCGUCCAGCGCGCGGCGACGCGCUACUUUAAGGAAUAUUACAACUCCGAUACUGGCGCGCCCUACGUACUGUACAAAGAUAACAUGGAGAGACCCCAGGGUCAGUGGGGCCCAGGGCCGGGAUCUCUCCAGGACGGCGGACUGUACCCGCAGCAGCAGCAACAGCAGCAGCAACAGGGUUCCACCUCGUCGGGAAGCCCGCAGCAGGCCUGUGGUCCUCCGGUCGAGGGCGAAAACGGUCCUCCGCCCUCGUUAGCCUCGCCCGUGCCCUCACCGUAUCCCUCGGCGCCUCCCGAGCCUCAGUCCUUGACUCCACCCGAUGACGACAUACAGUCGAGUCAGACCACGUCCCAGCAACAGCAGCAACAGCAGCAGCAACAGCAGCAACAACAGCAAACGCAACAGCAGGUCCAACAGCAGCAGCAGCAGCAGCAGCAGCAACAACAGCAGCAGCAGCAGCAGCAGCAAGUCCAGCAACAGCAGCAGCAACAGCAACAACAGACGCAACAGCAAGAUCACUCGCCGCAGCAACAACUGACACCCCACGAGGUGGACCGCAGUGACUGCUUCCCCGGUGCCGGUGAGCUGCAACAGUAUCCGCAGCACUACUUCAAAGAGGCCAGGCCACAUCCCUCGCCGUCCGUGCCACCUCACAUGCUCACCCCCGGUGGCUUCUCCGCGCUGCAUUAUCUCAAGCAACCCGGGGUGAUGCUGACGUCCCUCGGUCAAGGGGACGGGGGACCUGGCCUGGACGCGCACCAGUACGCCAGCCCGGGCGCGCCGAACCUAGCCACCGGACUGCCCGACAUCGUGCAGCAGAGCGGCAAGUCGUCCAAGUCCGGCAACAGCGACCUGCGUCUGUUCAAGUGCUUGACGUGCGGCAAAGAUUUUAAGCAGAAGUCGACUCUGCUGCAACACGAGCGGAUCCACACGGACAGCCGGCCGUACGGGUGUCCGGAGUGCGGGAAGCGGUUCCGGCAACAAUCGCAUCUGACGCAGCACCUGCGCAUACACGCUAACGAGAAGCCGUACGCUUGCGUUUAUUGCGAGCGUACGUUCCGGCAGCGUGCCAUCCUCAACCAGCAUCUGCGCAUCCACUCGGGUGAGAAGCCAUACCAAUGUCCGGAGUGCGGAAAACACUUCCGUCAGAAGGCGAUCCUGAAUCAGCACGUCCGCACACACCAAGACGUGAGCCCACACCUCAUCUUCAAAAAUGGGAUGACGCCGACGCUUUGGCCACAGGACGUGCCCUUUCCUCCCGAAGAGGGUAAGGAGGAGGUGGCGUCGACCUUCGGCGACACGGACACGCAGUCGGGCGCGUUCAGUCCGGCGCCGGACGCCAACUCCAUGCAGUACCCGGCUUACUUCAAGGAUCCGAAAGGUGGCAAUCACGCGGUCUUCGGCGCGGCUGGCACGGGCAGCUUUGGCGCGCUGCAGUAUAUCAAGCAGCAAGGCGGCACCAAGAGCUGCCUACCCGACGUGAUACAGCACGGCCGCUCAGCGGGAAUGCCGCUCUACGUGCGCUGCCCGAUCUGCCAGAAGGAGUUCAAGCAGAAGUCCACGCUGCUGCAGCACGGUUGCAUACACAUCGAGUCCCGUCCGUAUCCGUGUCCGGAGUGCGGCAAGAGAUUUCGUCAGCAGUCGCAUCUCACGCAGCACCUGCGCAUUCACACGAACGAGAAGCCGUACGGCUGCAUGUAUUGCGGCCGUAACUUCCGCCAGCGCACGAUCCUCAAUCAACAUUUGCGCAUCCACACCGGCGAGAAGCCGUACAAGUGCCAGCAGUGCGGCAAAGACUUCCGUCAGAAGGCGAUCUUGGACCAGCACACGCGCACCCACCAGGGCGACCGGCCGUUCUGCUGCCCGAUGCCCAACUGCAGGCGGCGUUUCGCCACCGAGCCCGAGGUCAAGAAGCACAUCGACAACCACAUGAACCCGCACGCGGCUAAGGUGCGCCGGAACUCGAGCGGUGACACCAAGCCACCCGGCACGCCGGUCAGUUUAGGCCCGGUGACGGUGCCGCGUGGCCUCACGCCGACGGUGGUGAAGCCGGAGCUCUACUUCCCGCAGUGCUACGCGCCCGCAUUCAAUCAUCAGCCGCCGGUGUCGAGCGCGCAGUUCCCUGGCCAGGCGAACGGCGUGUCCGUGACCGGCGAGUUCAAGCCACCGACCGGUCUGCCGCCGCAGUGACUAACCGUCCAUCCUGCCGCCUACUAGCAAGCAGGAAUCUCCGCGCUGAGGUUUCAGCGCUGCUUCGGUCCCGCGCUGGAGGCCGCCAACGCCACGUCAAACGUCGCCGCCGCCGUCGCCGCCGCCGCCGUUGCCAACACCACCACCACCACCGCCGCCGCCGCCGCCGCCGUCGCCGCAACGUCGUCCCAACGGUGCGGCGGCCAGCAGCCGAUCCAGCAACACUACCCGUGACAUUUGUCGUGCAUUUACUAGAGUCUUCUUGCUUUCCGCGGUUGUUUCGCAACUCGCUCGCACUUCUUGUUCCAUUGCUUAGCGGAGCCUCGGAACGCGUCGCCAGCUAGCCCCGAGAGCUCGACGGUGAACACGGCGGCGGCCGGUUUCUUCUUAGUCGCGUGUGCCCCGAGCGGACGUCCGAGAGACGACGUCUCACACCGGUCGCGGUCUCUUCGUCGGCUGAUCGUCGUGUUAUCCGACGAAUGUCUCCUGCUCUCUCUCUCUCUCUCUUUCCACAUCGUGGCAUUGGCUGUAAUGAAGAAAGAGGGGCCGAGGAGUGGUUCCGUUCCACGGAUAGUGACGACCGAAGAGAGAUCGUCUUCGUGUACGUUCGGGGAAGCGAGCGAGGGGAUGGCGGCCGGCUCUCUCCUCUCGUUACUCGCUGAUAUCGCGGAGAGACGACGUCACACAUCGCGGUUAGAGUCAUCGCGCGGUCAUCGUGUCGCUCUCAGGUUCGUAUCGGUUCGGUCGCGGUUCGGACUCGCCGCGAAAUUCGGUCGUAGCAAGUUCGCGACGCGUGUUCCUUUUUUUUCUUCUUCCUUUGAUCGCGAUCGUGCUCUCGGUGGGGUUGCGCUUUGGAUCGCGACCCCUUAAGGGUGCCAGGAUCAGUCGUCCGUUGCCGACUCAGCGCCACUCUCUGUUUAAUCCGCCGGCGCACGCAAAUCGCCGGUCCCCGCUGCGAUCCGCUCAACGAGUCGUCGAUCUCUCGCGCGAAGGACGAGGGGAUAUAGUGAGAGAGGAAAUGACCGAAAAGAGUGCGGAAAGCGGCACGCCCUCGCUCACCGUCGAGCUUCUUCUCGCUAGCCAGAACCAAGGUAAAGUAACCAACGAAAAGUCUCGUCUAUUCCCCCGUUGUACGUAUUUUUUUAUAUAUUGAUCGGUCAUACGACGUACCUUCCCGCGUUUCUUUCGUGGACAAGCGAAUAGCACGAGGCUAUUCGGGGCUUGCUCCCGCGAGAAGUAGGCGAACACGAGGAAAUCGAUAGGAACUCCUCUCGCGAGGGAGACGAACGUUCUAACGUUCGAGGCAAUGGCGGGAAGGGGGGGAGGGGGCAGAGACAGGGGAAGGAGGUGAACUCGCGGGGUGAAUUCCCGUGAAUUCCUUCGAAUCCGCUUAUCUUUCGCGGGGUGGUGCACGCGCCAUCCGGGGCGCCGUCGCUCACCGUUCAAAACGCGUAUCGCCAAACGGGUUGAAGAUGUUCGAUUUCGACCAGACUAAAACGAUUGUGAUACAAUAUUUAACUUGCCUAUGUUUUAAAAGAUUUGCGGGAGAGACAGGGAGGGAGAGUUAGAAAGAGAGUGAGAGGGUGAGAGAGAGAGAGAGAGAGAGAGAGAGAAUGUGUGUGCGCGUGUGUGUUGUGUGUAUGUGCGAGAGAGAGAGAGUGGGAAAGAGAAAUGUU